AUGGGAUAAAUGAAUUAUUUUGUGUAGUUGAAAAUCAAGUAAAUGUACUCAAUCGCUAAUAAUUUUGAAAAUUAGAUUUAUUUUUAUAGACAUUAUCACAAUUUUUAUUUUCUAAAUAUAUUUAUAAUUAGUUAUUUGAUUAUCAAAUUUAAUUAAUUACAUCAAUAACUCAAUAUUUCUAUUUAAGUACUUCAUUAAAAUGGUAAAGUAGUGAAAGAUAAUGAUUUAACAUAAAUUAUUUUUGUUGAAUUUUGUUAGCAUUAUAAUAAUUUAUAAUGUAUAAAAUGUCAAUAUCCAUUUGUCUAUAAUUCAAUAAUAUAGAUAUGUGAAAUCAAAUUAGAAUAUUUAAUUCAUUAUGAUAGUCUAUCUAAUUAAGAUUAUAUUUAACCUUUAUUAGAAUUUUGUCGAAUUUAAUAUCUAGAAACAUGCAUAGAAUGUUAUAAUUAUUUUUAAUUGGAUUAUUUAAAUAAUUCCUGUUAACCAAUCUGUGGUGAUAAUCGUCUAAAUGGUAAGGAAGAAUGUGAAGAUAAUAAUUCUUUGUUUUUUGAUGGCUGUUAUAAUUGUAAAUAUUAAUGUCAUGAUUCCUGUAUUAAUUGUAAAUUUGGUAAGUGUUAUUAAUGUAAACAAGACUUAAUUUUAUUGGAUUACAAAUAUUGUUAAACUAAAACAAUUUGUAAUGCUAUUGAAGGAUAUUAUUUAAAUGAAGAAACUAAUACUUGUAUUGAAAAUUGCGGUGAUACUAUAAUUUCAAAAAAUGAAGAUUGCGAUGAUGGUAAUGAUAUUUAAUAUGAUGGUUGUUACUAGUGUAAAUAUCAAUGUUAAAAUUAUUGUUCUGAUUGUGUUAAAGGAAUUUGCAUCAUCAAACCUGUGCCUUGUAGUAUUGGUUUAUAUUUUAACUUUGAAAGUCUUUCAUGUGAAUCUAUAUGUGGGGAUGGUAUUCUAAUUGAACCAUAAGAAGAAUGUGAUGAUGGGAAUCAAAAUUAGGAAGAUGAAUGCAAUAAUAAUUGUUAGUUACAAUGUGAUCCUAAAUGUAGUAUAUGUGAAAAAUUAAAUAAUUGCUUGAUAUGUAAAAAGAAUUAUUAGUUGAUUAAUAAAAAAUGCGAGGAAAAUAAUUAUUUAGAUCAUUAUAUUAUCAAUUGUAAAAUAGUUAUUGAUAAUUAAUGUUUGUAGUGUGAAAAUGGAUUUACUUUAUAAAAUAAUAAUUGUAUUAGUUAUUGUGGUGAUGGCAUCUAAAAUGAAAAAGAAUUAUGUGAUGAUGGAAACAAUAUAAAUGGAGAUGGAUGCGAUAUCAAUUGUAAUCCAUCAUAAGAUAGUUAUUGCAGAAAUUCUGAAUGUACAAUCAUAUAAUCUCCUAGUGCUAAACUUGUUUUUUCUUAUGAAUUUUUUGGUAUAUAAUAUGCAGAAUUAAUUUAUACUCAAAAUAUGA
This is a messenger RNA of Paramecium sonneborni, 1426 nucleotides long. The record is from the annotation of a GenBank genome assembly. Lineage: Eukaryota; Ciliophora; Oligohymenophorea; Peniculida; Parameciidae.